CAAAAUCGAACGUAUGCAACGAUAACUUUUUUGUUUGUGACCAGUAUUAUGUGUUAAGUUUUUUUUAAUGGAGGGGCGGAGGUCUUGGGAUGGUGUGCCGGUGGGCGAGUCACACUCUCCUCCACAGUCGGUUCCAGGUCGCAGGACUCCUCUGGGGGCUGUGGGCUUGGGCGGCUUCUACAUGCAGGGAGGCCAGCCUCCGCCUCCACAGCACUGCUACCCAACUGAUGAGAACCAACCUGAGCCAGGAACAAGCUACGGGCAACGGGGCCUUGGUGAUGGUAAAUCAAAACAGAAGAUGCGACAAGGAAAAAACGUAAGGCUAAAUAUAAACGCCAGAGAGAGAAGAAGAAUGCAUGACUUAAAUGACGCCCUGGAUGAACUCCGAGGUGUGAUACCGUACGCCCACUCCCCUUCUGUGCGCAAGUUGUCCAAAAUUGCGACGCUUCUCCUAGCCAAGAACUAUAUUCUGAUGCAGGCCAGUGCACUUGAGGAAUUGCGCAGGUUGGUCGCGUACCUCCAAGGCACAGCUACAGCCGCCGGUAUCAUACCACCAGGGUUCGAUCUGGCCGGAUUCCCCGCAGCAGCGAAGUUUCUACAACAGCCCACUCCAGGACCAAUGGUUCCACCACCUGACCCGCCGUCUUGAGACACAAUCAAACUUGAACCUUACAAUAUGUAAAUAACGUCCUUUAUCCAUAAGCCGUAGAGAAAUGAUUAAGUAGCUAAGUAUUGAUUUAUAUUUAUUCGAUUUAUGUUAAUAUAAUACACGCAGCUGGAUAGCCAAUCAGCUGUUUUACGUAACCGCUAGUUAUUUUACAAAACUCUGUUAGACUAAACACGUGGUCAGUUUUUUUGGUACAGCCGGACCAUCGUAUGGUCCGGUAGGCGCCUAGCACCGAUUGGUCCAGCGUCAUGCUCGGUACGGUCCGGACACUGAAAAUAAAAAUUUUGUGCGAAUUACAAUGUGCCAAACCAUCGAAUAUGGUCCGCUACCGGACGGCGGCGUUCCGAGCGUUUGGCUGGACCAAAUCCGAUAAUGUGUUUAGUCUAUUACGUUACAACGAUAAAUGACGUAUAGCUGCCCACGUUUCUGCGUAAACCAUAACGGCAUAUCUACAUUUACAGUAUGAAUUUGGUACAGGGCGAUCAUGGUGAAUUAAAAAAAAAAGAACGCUAAUAAUUACUGACGUUAGUAGGUGUCAGUACUUGCUCAUUAUAUAGGAGUUUCAAACAAGUUUCUGUAGCAAUAAUACAAGCAUUAUAUAGGUUCUUAUUUCAAUAAUAACGGAAACCAGUUUUGUGUAAAUAAGUUACUGCUAUAUCUAGGUUUAAGAACCUAGCAAUGUUUCGACAAGCACGCAUGACAUUUCCAACCAAGUUUGAUCUGAUACAGAACAUUGUGAUGAGAUAUAAAAAAACUGAGUAAGAAAAAGAGAAAAACUAAGUAAUUAAUGAUACGAUAAUGUUUGAAACUAUAUUUACAAUACUAUGAUUAGGUACAUUAAAUUAAAACUAUCAUAACGUGGAAGUGUACCAAGUAAACUGGUAUAAUUUCCGCGUUAGAUAGCUGGGCUGAUCCGUUGACCUAAUAGCUGCCAUCGCUUGGGUUUUCCAGUAACCCUAUUGAGGCGCUAGAUAGUAGGUACUUUGUAUAUUCUCAGUGACUCUGGGCCCCACGGGCCAAGUGUCUCACACCAAACGGCAGAGAUAUGUAAGGCUCAAUGAGACCGACGCGGUCGUAUUUGCGACGUUUGCUGUUUGCAGGAGAUUCUAAACAUUCUAUUAUUUACAUUAACUAUCUAUUCCUUAACUAUCUUUUGAGUAGAUAUUUAUAAGGAUUAUAAAUGCAGUCACUCAUAACCUACUUUUUUAGGAUAAAUGAUCAAACAAAAUAAGCUUAAUUAGGUACUUUAAAAAAUGUAAAGAAACUUAACGUAAUGUGUAUUUGAGUAAGGUACCAUUGUUUUACUUUGAGAUAGAUUUUAAAUAUGACACCAUAUUGGGCAUGGAUAAUUAGGAUGUAAUUAUGAAAUAGGUUUAUUGAGGAAAUAUUGAUUGUGCUUAGAAUAUUAUUCCUUCUUAUAUA
Messenger RNA from Leptidea sinapis, 2089 nucleotides. Its product is annotated as class E basic helix-loop-helix protein 22-like. Bases 68 to 649 code for a protein of 193 amino acids. The transcript has 4 exons. Lineage: Eukaryota; Metazoa; Arthropoda; Insecta; Lepidoptera; Pieridae. The record is from RefSeq and is a predicted model, not a curated record. Gene Ontology annotation, molecular function: protein dimerization activity.